Molecule: messenger RNA, 3858 nt
Organism: Cololabis saira (Pacific saury)
Lineage: Eukaryota; Metazoa; Chordata; Actinopteri; Beloniformes; Belonidae
Product: choline O-acetyltransferase-like
Exons: 15
Coding region: 188-2089 (633 amino acids)
Biological process (GO): neuromuscular synaptic transmission; acetylcholine biosynthetic process
Cellular component (GO): cytoplasm; neuron projection
Molecular function (GO): choline O-acetyltransferase activity
Source: RefSeq, a predicted model, not a curated record
ACCUUAUGGUUGGGACGGAUGAGCGCUCCAGCGCCCAAACUCAGUGUGACUCUAAUGUGGGUCUUCAGAGCGCGGACGUGGGAGGGAAUGCGACCAGUAACACACUUCUCUGACCCCUCCAGUGUUGAAACAAUAAGGCACGUCUGAACUAAAACCACGUUAUUUUCCCUUGACUGGAGUGGACAACAUGCCGAUAGUGAAGAAAGAGGCGGCCAGUGACCAGGACAACCACGUGUUGCCAAAGGUCCCUGUGCCGCCCCUGAAACAAACCCUUGACACAUACUUGAGGUGUGUCCAGCACCUGGUACAGGAGGACCAGUUUAAGAAGACAAAGGCCAUUGUGGAGAAGUUUGGGGCUGCAGGCGGUAUUGGAGAGGCUCUUCAGAGGAAGCUUUUAGAGCGCAGAGAGAAGACAGCCAACUGGGUCUAUGACUACUGGCUGGAGGACAUGUACCUGAACAACAGGCUGGCUCUACCGGUCAACUCCAGUCCUGCCAUGGUGUUUCCAAAGCAGACAUUCAGAGAUCACGAAGAUGCCCUCAGAUUUGCUGCUCAUGUCAUCAGAGGAGUGAUGGAGUAUAAGACUCUCAUAGACACGCGUAAGCUGCCAGUGGAUUUUGCUCGAGGUCAGCUGGCUGGAACGCCGCUGUGCAUGGAGCAGUACUACCGCCUCUUCACCUCUUACCGCUACCCGGGGUUGAAGACAGACACGUUGAAGGUCCACAUGAAUGCAGCAUCUUCAGUGCCGGAGCACAUCAUUGUUGCAUGCAAGAACCAGUUUUUCGUGUUGGAUGUGGGCACAAACAGCACGCAGCUCAGUGAAACAGAGGUCUUCCACCAGCUGCAGAAGAUUAUGAAAAUGUCAGAAAAGGCUGAAGAGAAACUCCCUCCAUUUGGUGUCCUAACAUCAGAUGGGAGGACAGAAUGGGCGCAAGCUAGAGAAAUACUAAUAAAAGAUCAAACCAAUCGAGACUCGUUGGCUCUGAUUGAGAGUUGUAUAUGUGUGGUGUGUCUGGAUGAUCCCUGUGGUCUGCAGCCCAGUGAUACCAACAGGGCCCUGAUGAUGCUACAUGGUGGUGGAUCAGAAAAAAAUGGUGCAAACCGCUGGUAUGACAAGUCGAUGCAGGUUGUUGUAGGUUUGGAUGGGAUAUGUGGAGUGGUGUGUGACCAUUCACCAUUUGAGGGCAUAGUUCUGGUGCAGUGCUCUGAAUACCUGAUGAAAUACAUAAAAGGAAGUCCCUCCAAGAUGGUUAAGUCCUCAAGUGUAAGAGAGCUUCCCCCUCCGAGAAGGCUGCUGUGGAAAUGCAAUCAUCACAUACAAGGACUCUUAAAAGCAUCUUCAGACAGACUCCAGAGGCUUGUGAAUGAUCUAGACAUGGACGUAUUUACAUUCAAGACUUAUGGGAAAGAUUUUAUCAAAAAACAGAGGAUGAGUCCCGAUGCAUUCAUACAAGUUGCUUUACAACUGGCAUUUUACAAAUGCAGGGGGAGGCUCGUUUCCACCUAUGAGAGUGCAUCUCUUCGGCGUUUCCAACAAGGUCGGGUAGAUAACAUCCGCUCAGCCACUGCCGAGGCCCUGGCCUUCGUGAACUCCAUGACAGAUGAGAGAGCAACUUUCACCGAUGAAGAAAAAAUGAAAAGACUGAGGGAUGCAGUUAAUGCGCAGACAAGUUAUACAAUUGCAGCCAUAACAGGAAUGGGAAUAGACAAUCACCUCUUGGGGCUUCUGAGGAUCUCCAAGGAACUGAAAAUGGAGAUGCCCGAGAUUUUCUGUGAUGAGACUUAUCUGACCAGUAAUCAGUUCAUACUCUCCACCAGUCAGGUUCCUACAACAGUAGAAAUGUUUUGUUGCUAUGGCCCUGUGGUGCCCAACGGCUACGGCACGUGUUACAACCCACAGUCAGGCCACAUCGUCUUCUGUGUGUCCAGUUUCUGGGAGAACACCAAGACGAGCUCGGCUGUUUUCGUCACAGCCCUGAACGAGGGUCUGCUGGAAAUCAGGGACCUGUGCAAUAGAAGCGGCACUUUGGCUGCCAAAGCGGCCGAUUGCAGCCAGGGAGCCGGCCGAUCUCAUACAUCAGGGAAGUAAGCCAUACUGAGAGAGCUGCCAGUUCAGCUGCUCCACACACCUCCUAGAUUUAGACUUAGAUGCCUUCAUGCGUGGUUUGUGCAAUAGUGUUUCUUUAACAUUCAAGCCUUAAAGUUCAAGUGUAGCAUAUAAAGGAUGUAAAUAUAAAAAAAAUAUAUAAGAUAUAUUAAUAUAUCUAAAAUAAAAUAAAAUAGGAAUCAAAACGUUAAAAGUUUUCUUUUAAAGUUGAAAACAACAGUAGGAUUUUGGGUCCAACACUGACACAGGUAGACUGACAUUAACUGAUCUGCUGCCUUUAGGAAACUGAAGCCAUGUCCUCUUUGUAGCACUGAUCUGAGGGUUAAUUCCUCCAUCAGAGAGUGAUUCAGCUGAGUGAUCCCCAUGUAUACGUAGAGUAGAAACUCAGAAAAAAGAUAUAUACAAAUAUAUAAAUAUAUAAACACAAUAUCUGAGUGACUUAUAUACCUAUAUCCUGUAAAUGUGACUCUUCCAGCCUCAUCCUGUGCAACACGUCAACACUGUGAGAUCCUUUUAAAUCUAUUCAAUAGUAUUUAUUAUUCUACAUGUUUUAUUUAUUCAUUUUAUUGAUAUUGUCAGGUUGCCAAAGAGGUCGUGCAUAUUGUGAAGUCAGUUGGAUGCAGCACUUUAAUAUAGCAAUGAAAAAGAUUUGAAUGUGUAACCAUUAUCAUAGACGAAUGGUUUUAAAUGCUGUGUAUUCUAUAUCGUAGCAAUAGUUAUAAGGUGUAAAACCAGUGUUACAUUAUUAUUAUUUAUCGACAUUAGAAGUAGAAAAAGAAGGCAGUGAUGCCUUGUUAUAGUGGUUCUCUGUGCAAUAAUACGAUACCAGUUACAGUGAGGGUUUGUGUGCAAUUUACCACAUCAGCUCAUAUAGAGACAACAUCUGUUGUAUUAGACGCUAUACAAAUAAAACUGAAUUGAAUUGAAUUGAAUAUAGAUGCAUGGAUUUAUAUAUUAUUAAACUAACAAUAUUUGCUAUUUUUGAUAUUUAAAUAUACAGACCAAUGAAUAACACAGUCAUGUCUCAAUCAAAAGUGUUGAUUUAAAGAGUGUUUUAGCUGAAUUCUCCUCCACAAAUGUCUGAUGUGGGUCCUGUUUAAUCCGUGGUGGCUCAUCUUACAGCAAAUCUAAUAAGUGGUUGUUUGUGGUGAACAUGUGAGAUUUGUUGUCCUGUGGACGCGUAUGUUAUAUGUGUGUCAGCCAAAGUGAAUGUGAAACUUGUAGUCUCAGAGUAUAUAUAUCAAAUGAAGGUUAUAUGUAAUACAUUUGCAUGUGUAUUCUUUAAUAAAAGCUUUAUUUUUUUAUAUUCCCAUGUGAAAAUGUUAUAUAUCAGAUUUUAUAUUAUAUAGUAAAUCACAGGCUAAGGGAAUACAAAAUGCCUUAAUGUAUUGAAAAAAUGUCAUUUUUGCCAAAUGUAAUCAUUGCCAAAUGUUUGACCUCUGAUGUUGCUGUCUAAUGUGAGUGAAAUGUGCAAGAAUGUAAUAUUUACAGUGUGUUGUUCAGUGGAUUUACCAUGAGUCUCUUCCAUUAAAAAAAAAUAUAUGAAUACUGAUGCCACAAAAUAGCAUUACCAUGGCCUGAUUAAUGAAUAUUAACUUUAUCUGUGAUACAUGGUAACUACAGGUUCAAAUUUCACUCAAAAGGAGAAUAAAAAGGAAAAUACAUAUUUUUGGUAUUUAGCAAUAUUUUGUUGUUUGCAGAAAUCACCAACGUAAGCUGUCAAGUUGCAAAGAUUAAUAUGCAGUUCUGAA